This is a messenger RNA of Humulus lupulus (European hop), 2093 nucleotides long. RefSeq lists its product as uncharacterized. The record is from RefSeq and is a predicted model, not a curated record. Lineage: Eukaryota; Viridiplantae; Streptophyta; Magnoliopsida; Rosales; Cannabaceae. Bases 228 to 1595 code for a protein of 455 amino acids. The transcript has a single exon.
AAGAAAAUAAUCCAAAUAAUAAAAAUAAAAAAGAAGUGCACCAGAGCACGUAAACUCUCCCUAACUUUUACAUCAAAGAAAAAAAAAUUGACUCUUUUUUCAAAUAAAAAAUAUAAUUGAUUUGUUUUUUUCUAUAAUUUUCCACAAUUAAUUAAUUAAUUAAUGAUGACUCUUAAAAUACAAAGCCUCCAAUGCCAUAGACGACUAAGAUACACAGAGACAUAAAAAUGGAGUCGAAAGGGUCCAUAUCGACCAGAAGGAUCUCACGAGUUGAGCUGACUCAGUCUGAUCUAAUACUCAUUCAACAUAAUUACAUCCAAAAGGGUCUUCUCCUCCCAAAACCAGAUCAUCAUCAAGCUCAACCCUUCUCUGAUCAAUGGAUCGAACACUUGAGAACAACCUUCUCCAAAGCACUCGAAAUCUUCUAUCCCUUAACGGGUCGCCUUGUAAUGAUCCAAAACGACGACGUUCGCCUCACAACAUCUUUCUUCCUAGACUGCAACGGCGCCGGUGCCUCGUUCGACCACGUCACCUCUGACGGCGUCCUCACAGUGGCCGAUGUUCUCGACCCGGUCUACAUCCCAGACGACGUCGUUUACUCCUUCUUUCCCAUGAACAAGGUUUCCAACUACCAAGGUGUUUCGAAGCCGUUGCUGGCAGCUCGAGUAACGGAGUUAGUUGACGGCGUUUUCGUCGCGCUCUCCAUGAACCACUGCGUCGGGGAUGGUACUACCUUCUGGCUCUUCUUCAACACUUGGUCUCGAAUCUCUCGCGACAACGGCGUCGUUUUAGACCCGAUUCGUCUCGUUUUCGAUUGCGAUCAGUUCUUCGACGGCAUCAUCAACAGGGCUACUGAUCUUCCAUUUCGAGUUCCUUUCAACCCAGAUCGUGAUGUAGCUCUUCCUAGUGCUAACAAACCAGUAUUAUCACUGAAGCAAAAAAUGUUUCGUUUUUCAAAGGAAACCAUAGCCAAACUCAAAGCAAAAGUCAACGCUGAGAUGGUUAACUUCUCGCCCACCACAACCACCAAGAUAUCGUCUCUUCAAGCGGUCAUGGCUCACCUUUGGGUCUCCAUAACCCGAAACCGAAAUUUCAAACCCGAACAGGAAGUGAGCUACUACAUCACGGUUGGUCUCAGGCAGAGAAUGGAGCCUCCAUUACCAGAAGGGUAUUUUGGGAAUGCGAUUAGGGCUGCGUGUGCGAAGACCACAGUUGGAAAGUUGGUAGGGAAGAAUGGAUUGGGCUGGGCCGCUUUGCAGAUGAACACUGAGGUUGCUUCGCAGACGUGGGAGAAGGCCCAAGAGUACUUGAAGAAAUGGGCCGAAAGCCCAAAACUGCCACCACAAGAAAACGAUGAGAUUUGGUCUCAUCUACUAGUGACUGGUAGUUCACCAAGGUUCGAUGUUUAUGGGAAUGACUUUGGUUGGGGAAAACCAGUGGCUGUGAGAAGUGGUCCUGGGAACAAGUCUGAAGGAAAGUUGACUGUUUAUGCUGGGACUGAAGAUGGAAGCUUUGACUUUGAGGCUUGUCUAAGGUCUGAGACAUUUGAGGCCAUGAAAGAUGAUGAAGAGUUCAUGGAAACUCUAACUGUGUGAUUUUGUUUUGGAACUAUUGAUCUAUCUGUUUGUAUGUUGUUAUCCAAUAAAUUAGCAUUUGUGAUGUGGCGGAUAAUCUCUUGACACGUGGCUGAUACCUGGACAGCGUUUGCUAGAGUAUCGACCAGGUGACACAGCAGAAGCAGGACAAGCCUGUUUUUCCCACGACCAGUCUGGUCGGUGGUUCCGCUGGCAAGGCAACAUUUAUGGGAAGAUCUUUGUGAAUCCCGAAUUUAUCUCACGCAAUCUUCUGGAUAUCCCAUUAUUCGGGGGAUAAUAUCCGUAACAAUAUUUUGUAACCCUCCAUGAGCCUAUAAAUAGCAAGAUAUAGCUCAAGGGAAGGGAAUUUUGGCAGCUGAAUCAUUGAGAUAUAGAAUUUCUUCUAGUAAAUUUGUAUUGUUUUGUGAGAAGUGUUGAAACUCAUUGAACCCAAGUUCUCUGAUCAUACUUCUGAUUUCAUAUAAAUAUAAUUCUGAGUGGACGUAAGUCAUUACCAGA